CAACGCAUCUAUUGGUUUGGUUUGGUCGUCUACUUUGAAUUUGUAUUUUGUACAGUUGAAUUGAAUUCAGUUGAAUUUUGGUUUCUGUCUGUCACAUGAACGGAAUACAAAAUGUGAAAAGCUGAGGUUUUAUCAUUAUUCACUAGUUAAAUGAAAUAUGUUCUUUAAUAAUUGUUGUCUUCUUUACGUUUUCUUUGAUUACCUAGUUUAAAAUGAGUGGCCCGAUAUCUCAAGUGAUCGCUUGCGAGCACAAUUCACCCUUGAAAUUUUAUGAAGGUAUUUUAGCUGCACUCGGGACUGACCAUGUUGACAGUGAAUUACCUUUGAAACCAUUUACUGAAUGCGGAAUCGGUACCACCAAUAACAACACUUUGACUAUCGGGGCAGUGUCUAAAGUUUACCCUUUAAAAAGGCAUGUAGGUUCAAAGGGUGCUGUCAAGAUUAUCAUUUUGGAAGGAGCUCUUAAAAAGGACAAAGAGAAAAAAUCGCACCUGCGUGUCAUGCUUUUCAAUGAAUGUGCUGAAGAGCUAGAAAGCGCCGAAGUUCAAAAAGGAAAUCUCAUUGGAUUUUAUGGAUUCCAUGUCAUUCCAAACAGUUCUGUAGAGUAUUCAAAAAUGUAUUCAAAACAGGAACACCUUCUGGAGUAUCAAAUCACUGUCAAAUGUCAGCCAAAGAGAAGGGUGAAAAUGUUCUUCACAACAACGAGCUUAGAGACCACCUCUCAACUUGAUUCUAUUGAACAAACCAAAGAAUCAAAGAAUGAUAAGGUAAAGAUCACUAAAAGACCCCAUAAGCUCCUCUCCUUAAGUUCUCAGCGGUCUUAUUAUGAACUUCCAGAACUUAAAAGGAGCAAAAAUGAUGAAAUCAUGCAUAUAGAGCUGAGUGAUUCUGAUGAAGGGGAUAAAGGAAUAACCAGGACAACAAGGUCUAAUUCUCAGAAAUUGGGUGAAACAAAAGGAGUGGAUGGUGAGAAUAACCGAAAUCGAUCAACUAAUGUCAGAAAAGAGAUGAAUGGUCAUCUUGAGAAAACCGUCAAAAACUCUGCUGCAGCUAAUGUCACAAACGGAAAAAAAGUUGAUGUCAAAAUCAUUAAUGGAAGUGCAAAAAAUUCAAAUGAAUUCCUUACAAUCGCUAACCACCUCACUUACAAGUAUACAAAAUUAAUAGAGGCACCAAACUGCGAGAAAAUGCACUGUUAUGCAGUUGUAACAGAAACUGGGACCCCUCAUGCAGGUCCAACAAAAAACGUUCUCAGGAUAAAGGUAACCGAUGACUCUCUGGACGAACAAGACAUCAAAGUAUCAAUAUUCUAUGAAAAGGGUUGGGAACCUCCACUAAUAAGAAAACAUCAAAUAAUACGGUUUCAUCGACUCAGACUGGAAUUAUUCAAUGGAAACAGGGAUGGAUCUGUCAAUUCACAAGAUUUUAUGGUAUUUAAUCCAGAAGAGUGUGAUGCAACUGCUAAAAAAAUUAGAGGAACAUCAUGGGCGAAAAAGUAUGUCACAUUUACAGAGGAAGAUGCCGAAAUCAUUUUCAAGAUAAAAGAAUGGAUAAAUUCAAAUCUAGAGGCGGAAGCUAAUACACAGUCACCUGAACACAAUGAAAAUGACAUGGUUUUAACACUAGAAGAAAGUGCUCCUGUAAUUGAUAAUGCUGAAAAAGUUGAGGCGCUAUUUGAAACAAUUGAUAAGAAGCUGUCUGCUGAAGAUUUUACAGACCUUAAAUACGAGUCUGUUUGUCACAUGUUUUGUCAGAUUGUAGAAUUUCACAAGCUUGAUGAUGACCAUGUAGCCUUACGGGUUAAAAGAAAGAGCAGCUGCCCUUUAAAGCUGACAGUCUUUCCUCUUAGCUUGAGGAAAUUUAAAACUGUCAAUGAUUGUCUCAGCGCUGCAACCAUUGAAGAAAAUCGACAGGAUGUUUCAAUUUUACUGAAGAACACCUCAGCCAAACCUGUUUUUCAACUGUUGCAGGAUGACAAAGAUAUUUUCAUUUUAAAUUGUAAAAUACCACCGAGAAAAGGUACAAGUAAAGCAGACCAAUUAAUAACAUUGGAUAUAAGUGAGGGAGACAUCAUCUCCAUACAUCCUCGAAUGAAGCAGUCAUUUAAAAAAUCGUUGAACAAUUGGAAGAAACAGUGUAAUGAAAUACAAACCACAUCAUCAGACAAACCAGUUUUAACUUCCAAGGAAGUCACCUCCAUUUCUAAUGUGCCAGUGAAAAAAUCACCAGUCAAGAAGUUAAAGAAGUUCAAUGAAGAAAAUUUUAUCAGCUCUGAUGAGCGCCUUGAAAAUGUAGCAGAAAAUGAAAGGCUCCGGAAUGAAAAUGGAAAUGGAUUUGUGAGUGCCGCAAAUAGUGAUCUAACGUAUGUACAAAAUACAAGACAGUUGGAUGAUGAAGAGCUAGCAUUAUCGCAGGUGAGAUGCAUAACAAAAUCACUAAAAGAAGGCAAGGAUAAAAAUAUUCCUGUAAGUAAUGUACCUCCUACAACAAAAUUAUCAGAAAAAGGAAUGAAAGAAGCUAUUGCCUCCAUAUGUUAUCAUUUACAUCAUAAACAAAAAGCCGAAAAACAAACAGCGGAUGUGAACACCUUGGAUGAAGUUCUGUCCCUGUCAAGGAGGGCCUCGACUACCGCAGCUGCUAUAUCUAAUAGGUGUUUCGAUCGUUCAUUUGAUUCAGUCAAGUCAAGUGAAGAAACUUUACUGGAUUGUUCUAUCAAAAGCAAUUCAGUAAGCCCGACAGAAAAAACAGUGACACCAGUCAAAAUUAAUUCAACCAAGUGUGGCUCUCCAAAACGUUCCCUUCGAUCAGCACCUACUAGGAUAGCUGAAGUGAAACAAAAUGGUAGCGACUCCAUGAAUUCAUCUCCUAGUAGACAUGUGAAGAUAAGAAAAUUUGAACAUUCCAAUGAUGUCAGUCGAGAUUCAUUGGAUCCCUUUGAGCUUUCUGAUGCAGAAAACUCUUCCACAACAGAAAUUGAAGAAGAAAAAGAAGAUGAUGAUGAUGAUGAUGAUGACCUGGCUACUGUAAUUAUUGAAACUAAAACGAAAAAAUCACCUCCCAGACCAGUUACCAGCACUCCUAGGAAAGGAGAAAAAGCUGAGGAUAGGCUGUCUUCAAAUCACAAUACAACUCGAAGGAGACUUAAUGAUGAUGGAGGCAACUAUUAUCUUCUAAUCAAAAUCAAGCCCACGGAUGAAAACAAUGGUGAUCCUGCUAUUGUUACUUGUCAUUGUAGAGCUUGUCAAAGAUAUGUUCCAAUAACUUCAUUUCCUAUCAACUACAUGUGUCCUGAUUGUCAAAAGAAUGGUAAAAAGUCUAAACUUCAAAAACCAUUAUUUUUGAUGAUAUUUCAUCUUUUGCACUUGAACUCACUUGAGCACAAAGAAGUUGUUCUUCGAUCGCCAAGAGCUGAAGAAUUUUUAGGAGGUUGCUCUGUCAACAGUUUCAUUCAAGAUGAAGAAGUACGAAAAAGAAUCUUGAGCAGCUUGAAGAAACUCAGUAUCCUCUCUCCGUCAAUGGAAAAUGGAGUUUUUGUAUCUCAAAAAUUAUCUUUACAACUAGGUACUGUUAUUCUUGGAAAUUAUUCACAAGAAAUAGUAAGUUUUGAAAUACCCAAGGGUUUCAAAUCAUAGUUAAUCCAUCCUCGGUCUUUUUAGCUAGAGAAUCCUAAAUGUCAACAAACGCAUGGGACCUGAAUUCUUGGUAAUCUUGUAUUUUUUGUUAUGCUUAUUUAAUAUUUAACUACUCGUUACAGAUGUCUCAAAGAAAAAUGUCUAAUAGUAUGUUACAAAUUAAACAGAACAUAAAUAUUGGUGUAUAAUAGUCCACAUAAAAUCCUGUAGGCAUUACUUAAGUAAACUUUAGAUUGCCCAAUACUUUUUUUCUGAACUUUUAGACAUUUAUUUUUUUCUUCCUUGUGAUUUGUAACAAACAAAACAGUUUUUAUUUUCUUUCUCUCAAUUUUAUUUUUGUAUAGCCCUUAAUUUAUGAAUGAUUGUUGGGUGUAUCAAUAAUAUUGUUACCUAUUUGUGAAUUUCAGGAAAUAAAAAUAUACAGCCUGUAAUUUUUAUUUACCA
Messenger RNA from Bemisia tabaci, 4076 nucleotides. RefSeq lists its product as uncharacterized. The record is from RefSeq and is a predicted model, not a curated record. NCBI's taxonomy places the organism in Eukaryota, Metazoa, Arthropoda, Insecta, Hemiptera, Aleyrodidae.